This is a messenger RNA of Lactuca sativa (garden lettuce), 1248 nucleotides long. Lineage: Eukaryota; Viridiplantae; Streptophyta; Magnoliopsida; Asterales; Asteraceae. The record is from RefSeq and is a predicted model, not a curated record.
AUGAGGAUUAUGAAGAAGCAAAUGCCUUGGGAGGGUAUUCAGAGUCAGAUCAAAGAGGAUUCGAGCAACUAUAGGGUGACCAAAGAUGGAACAAUAAUUAAGAGGCCACCUUUUCAACCUCAAAAUUUCCAGCUAAGGCCACCACAACAACCACCUCCACAAGCGGGUUCAUCAAGUACGUCAUUGGAGGCUAUUGUUAAAAGCCUUUCCACUAGCACUCAAAGCUUCCAACAAGAAACUAAGGCUAGAAUAAAAAGCUUGGAGCAACAAGUGUCACAACUUGAUCAAUCUGUGAGUAGAAUUGAAUCACAAGGCAAGCUACCAUCUCAAACCGAGAAGAACCCGAAUCAUAACGCAUGUGCCAUCACUUUGAGAAGUGGAAAAAUCUAUGAAGGAUCAAGAAAUCUAAAUGAGGAAGAGGAAGAAAUGGAGAUUGAAGUGGAUGAAGUUGUCAAAGAUAAUGAAAAGAGUGAUACUUCCAAGCCAAAGAAGCCAAUAGACACCGAGGUGAAAGUCACUCUAGCACCAUUUCCUUCAAGGUUAACAAGCACAAAAAGAGAACGAGAAGAUGAUGAGAUCAUGGCAAUGUUCCGGAAGGUUGAAAUCAAUAUCCCUCUUUUAGGUGCUAUUUCACAAAUUCCUAGAUAUGCUAAGCUCCUUAAGGAACUUUACACAUCUAAGAAAAAGCUCAAAGGAAAUCCAACGAUAAAAGUAGCAGAGAAUGUGUCCGCCGUGUUACAAAAACGGCUACCAAAGAAAUGCAAGGAUCCGGGUGUAUUCACAGUUCCUUGUAAAAUGGGUAACCUUUUUGUGCCACGUGCCAUGCUUGAUCUUGGAGCAUCAAUUAAUGUAUUACCUUAUUCAAGCUAUAAAACAAUGGGAGUUGGACCUUUGACAAAAACCGGAGUCAUAAUUCAACUUGCCGAUCGGUUUUUAGUAUACCCAAAAGGUGUAUUGGAGGACGUAUUAGUGCAAGUCAGUGAACUUGUGUGUCCUGCCGAUUUUUAUGUGCUUGAUAUGGGAGAUGAUGAUCAAACCUCGAGUUCCAUACUUUUAGGUAAACCAUUUUUAAAAACAGCAAAAACAAAAAUUGAUGUCUACAAUGGUACAUUAUCUAUGGAAUUUGAUGGGGAGGUCAUCAACUUCAAUAUCUAUGAAGCAAUGUGGUAUCCAAGUGAUGUUCAUUUCAAAGAGAUUGCAGAAAAUUUCAAGCUUGAUGAGGAGUUGCUAGAAAUUGAUCAAGCUUGA